Mercurialis annua (annual mercury) is the source of this 1216-nucleotide messenger RNA. Its product is annotated as thiamine phosphate phosphatase-like protein. Bases 55 to 870 code for a protein of 271 amino acids. The transcript has 4 exons. The record is from RefSeq and is a predicted model, not a curated record. Gene Ontology annotation, molecular function: phosphatase activity. NCBI's taxonomy places the organism in Eukaryota, Viridiplantae, Streptophyta, Magnoliopsida, Malpighiales, Euphorbiaceae.
UCGCCAUAAAUUUACACUUAAAACUUAAUCUGUAUACAGAAACUAGCUCUGUUAAUGGCAAGAUUAGUGUUGGUUUUUGACUUCGACAAGACCCUCAUUGAUUGGGAUUCCGAUAAUUGGGUGGUUGAACAGCUCGGCGUUAAUGACGCUUUUCUUCGUCUUCUUCCUACCUUGCCCUGGAACUCUCUAAUGGAUCAAAUGAUGAUGGAGCUUCACUCCCGCAACAAGACAGUUGAGGAUAUUUCUGAGUGCUUGAAACAAAUUCCAAUUCAUCCCAACAUUAUCUCUGCAAUUCAAUUUGCCCAUGCUUCUGGGAGUGAUUUGAGGAUAGUAAGUGAUGCAAACACUUUCUUUAUCGAGACAAUUUUGGAACAUUAUGGACUUAUGCCCUACUUCUCUGAAAUAUACACAAACCCAGCUUAUGUUGAUGCAGACAACAGGCUUAGAAUCUCACAGUACCAUCAUUCUAAAUCAUUUUCUCAUGGCUGCACCAUCUGCCCUCCUAACAUGUGCAAGGGCCUGGUGAUUGAUAAAAUUAGAGCUUCUAUUUCUGAUGGAGAAGGAAAAUGCAUGAUUUAUGUUGGUGAUGGAACUCCUGAUAUUUGUGCAACAUUAAAGCUUGGACAAGGAGAUUUUGUGAUGCCAAGGGAGAAAUUUCCACUAUGUGAAUUUAUUUCUAACAAUACAACCCUUAUUAAGGCUGAUAUCCAAGAAUGGAGUGAUGGUGAAGAACUUGGCACAAGACUGCUCAAUUUAAUCACCACCAAAGUCAAUAUAACAAGUGAUUUACCGGUUGUUGACUGUAAAUCUCAGACAAAUUUAAUCUCUACCCAUGAUUCAUAUACCAUAAAUCUUGGAACUAGUAGCUAAGGAUGUGCAAAAACCAAAUCAAUCCAAACCGUAGCUUCUAAUAUAAGCUAAGCUGAAAUAACCAAAUCGAAUUAAUUCUUUAAAAGUUUGGUUUUGUUCGGUUCAAGUACAUCCCUAAUGAAGAUAUUAAAUAUGCUGAAAGAUGUCGUGUUAGGGUCUGAUUUGCAACUGUAAUAAUUUUCAUAAGAAAGUGAUGGUGAUUUUCAUGGAAAGUGAUUUUAUAUGAUAAAAUGCAUCGACUAAGUAUUUUAUAUUAUAUGACUUGAAAAAUAGAAUCGUUCAUUGUAAGUGACAUUAAAUAAAUAAUAAAUGAAUAAAGAACCAUUAUGGUCCUUAAAUUUAUGCA